AUGAAAAUUGAAUUAAGUAGUCAAUCAAACGAGAAAAUCAGAGUGCAACACAAAAUUCUCCAUUCUGUUGAGUUAAACAAGAGUAUUGGAAUUAUUUUUUCAACAUCGACGAUACGAGAAAAGAGUAAAAUAGAAAGAAAAGUUCAGUUAAACACCUCCUUACACUUCUCCCUUCUAGAGUUCUUUUCAUCAUCAAACAACAAAGUGUGA
This is a messenger RNA of Clunio marinus, 210 nucleotides long. The record is from the annotation of a GenBank genome assembly. NCBI's taxonomy places the organism in Eukaryota, Metazoa, Arthropoda, Insecta, Diptera, Chironomidae.